Molecule: messenger RNA, 1908 nt
Organism: Limanda limanda (common dab)
Lineage: Eukaryota; Metazoa; Chordata; Actinopteri; Pleuronectiformes; Pleuronectidae
Exons: 10
Coding region: 94-1257 (387 amino acids)
Molecular function (GO): protein binding
Source: RefSeq, a predicted model, not a curated record
UGUUUCUCUACAAGGCGAAUGUGACGGUCUCGGCUCGUCCUGGCGCCGCGAGCGGAAACUCAACCAUCGAGGGACGGGGUGAAAAGAGAGAAGAUGACUGGGACGACUGGGAGUUUGUCCCUGUUGCUUUUAGCUCGCCUCUUCCUGACGGUGGAGUCGCAGACGGGCCAAGUGUUACCACCACAGAAUCUGUCCCUGCUCUGGAUUGAAGACUUCAAACCUGAGUUGACCUGGACACACCCACAGGCCUCAGGGACGAACUGCACCUAUGAUGUGCGUUUAAAAACAGACAAUAGUGAUGAUCCGGAGAAUGUCGCUUCUCCUCCCUGGACCUCUUCUGUCCCGGUCGAAGAAUUUCUGAGUCUGUCCAUUAAAACUGUCUGUGGUGGAGAACGCAGCAAGUUAACUGUCGUUUCUUAUCCAGAGAUGGUGAGGAAUUUGAAGGGCUACUGGUACUCUGAAGAAAACGCUAGCGUCUUCUGGGAGCCAGCCGUUCCCAGGACAAAUGUUGUUUUUUUCUAUCGAUUGAUAUACCAGGAUGGUAGUAGGUCUAUGAAUGACCCCCGCCCGCCCCUGCAAGAGUGCUCUUCGUACAGUUUCACAAGAGGCGUCAGGACUGGCUGUGAGCUGCAGGUCAACCUGAGGCAGCGCAUUGAUAUCUUGUUCAAUGGGACGGAGAACAAGAAGCUUUUCAGGAACACCUUCAAGGUGAUGCCACGAUUUAAUUUUUCUGUGAAACUGCCUCCCCUUGAGUGGACAGUAAAAAAGACUGGGAAUAAAUUCAACAUCAACUGGACUACUCCUCGCACCACGGAUUAUUUUGAAAAGUUCGUGCUUAAUUACACUGCGUGUGAGACAUUAACGUCUAAAGUGAUAGCAAAAGGAGAAACAUCAACUGAGCUGACCGUGAACCCUCACUGUCGGUACCGCAUGACGAUGCAAGCUUUGUACGAAGAAAACCUCAGCACACCGUGGAGUGAGGAGAAGUAUUUUGAUGCAGAGGCCGAUCCUAAGGCGUUGCUGUAUGCAGUCGUCCUCAUCCCACUGAUGUUUGCUGGCCUGACAGCCCUGACCUUUGUGUGUUGCAGGAAGCACAUAUGGAAAAAGAAUCACAUCUGCACUAAAGUACCUCAACCUCGGGACUUCAUCACAGAUAUUUCUGACAACAACAAUAAGAGCACUGCUGGCAAUCUGCACUUCCCAGCAGAGGAAGAGAACUGCAGAAUCUCACUGUUGUUAGAGCCGGAAAUCGACUAACGAAAAAAGACAAGUGAAAGUCUCCUGAGCUCCUGUUGAACCAGCUCAAGAGGAAAAUGGUAGACUGCGCUGUCGAAGAGGACACGUCUGCUGGUCAGGGCGUCGAACAAGCUUUUUUAUUGGCACGUCGAUGAGGUGUGUCAAAGAAACUGUGGCCGAAACAAUGAAGUGGUGCUGCUAGAAUCCUACUUCACCAAGCGUACUCAGUCAACGAGAUUCAAGAUGUGCUAAUAGAAACGGUGCUUUCCAAUUGUCUAGACAUUUUCCAAAGUUAUUUUUAUGCACAGUAGCCGUUCCCUUUUCAGUUUUAGUACAUUUGACCCACACAGUCAUGCAGCAGCCCCAGCAGCAGCAGCAGCUAGAGUUUAUCAGAUCUGUAGAGUCUAAACAACCAGUCGUUCUGCAGCGACACAUUUGCAUCCAAUAAAUUCACUUUCCCCCCAUUGUUUUAGCAUUUAUAAGUUGUUGUUAGAGAAUGUUGCCAUCAAAAGUAGCUGUUACCUGAAUGUGUAACCGAUAAGCGCUGGUGCUUGACUGUUUGAGAUCGUUUCCACUGUUAAUGUAUUUAUUUGUUUAGACUGAAACAUAAAGAGCUAAUAAAUCACAAAGCUUGACUCAGCAAUGUGCUAAAGAGCUGCUUUUCCUUAAUCA